This is a messenger RNA of Closterium sp. Yama58-4, 2397 nucleotides long. The record is from the annotation of a GenBank genome assembly. Lineage: Eukaryota; Viridiplantae; Streptophyta; Zygnematophyceae; Desmidiales; Closteriaceae.
AUGCCUGGUGCUGUGAGCACAGAGGAGAGGACGCAGGCCUCUCCCCUCCUCACUCCCACCCCUCCUGGCCCCCCUCCUCCCCAAGUCUCUCCUCCAGUCUCCCCAGCCGCCCCCCUACCCCGUGCCGCCUCCCAAUCCAUUGCCGCCUCCCCUCCACCUGCCGCCUCCCCUCCCCCUGCCAACUCCUCUCCCCCUGCCAUCUCCCCUUCCCCAUCUUCUGUUCCACCCUCUCCUCCAUCUCCCCCGCCCUCGUCGUCCAUCCCCCCCACCCCCAGCAAGACAUCCGCUGACAACAGUGCCCCUGCCCCUCUCCCCACCUCCCCUCCCCCCACCUCCCCUCCCCCCACCUCCCCUCCCUCCAGUCCCCCUUCCCCCGCUUCCCCUUCCCCCAGUUCUGCUCCCCCUAGCCUCUCGACCCCUGCUUCCAUUCCCCCGGUUUCCCCUUCCUCAACUCCCCCUCCCGCCAAUUCCCCUUCCCCCAACCCCCCUCCCCCCACUUCGCCUUCCCCCAUUCCUCCUCCCCCAACUAUCCCCGACUCCAGCUCCCCUUCCCCUCGUCCCUCUUCAGUUGCUUCGCCCUCCAGCCUUCCCCCAACCUCCCCGUCUCCCCCUUCUGAUGCGCCCUCCCGCCCACCCACUUCCCCAGAUCCUUCCCCCGCCUCCCCUCCUUCCCAAUCCCCCGUUUCCCCCAACCCUCCUCCCUCCCAACCCCCAUCUGCGUCUCCUGCUCCUGUAUCUCUCAGUGGGCUGAAUUUGUCUGUAGCAGUGCAGGCAUUAUCUGGGGUAGAUGACAACUCACAGGUGGCCGUGGCAAGUGUGUUCGAUGCUGUGGGUGGGAUUUUGGCAGAGCUAAAACAGGAGAAGGAGAAACGGGAGGAGGAGGAGGAAGAGAGAAAGGAGGAGGAAAAGAGGGAGGAGGAAAAGAGGGAAGAGAAGGAGGAGGAUUGUAAGGAGAAGGGAGAAGGGAAGGAGGCAGGGAAAGAGAAGGGCAACAAAGCAAGAAGCGAAAGAGAGGAAAAAAGAGGCGAGAAAAAGGAGGAGGAAAGAGAGGCGGAAAGGGAGCUGGAAAACGAGGAGUAUGGAGGGGCCUUCUCAACAGGCUCGCCCAUGGGUAAGAUGGUGGGCUCUGCUACAGCCAUGGCUGCCAUAGCUCUGGCAAUGAACGCUACAGGCGGAACUAUUGAGGCUGCUGCUGAGACGUCUCAAAGGGAGCAUUGUGGGAUGGUAGUGGCAGGAGGGCAACGGGCAGGGGUGGACAAGAGUGGGGCUGCAAGGGAAGAAGCAGCAGCCAUGGAGCAGCUAGGGAGGGGAGCAGGGGGGGAGGAAGAGGAGGAGUUAUCCGAGAUGAUACAGCAGUGGGGGUCGCAGGGGCGCAUGCUGAGGGUGGUGGGGAAAGCGGCUCUCUUUGCGGAAGGGCUGUACGGCGCAGUAGGGUUGUGCGAGCAGCUCAUUGCUCUCACAGAUAUUUACAAGCGGGCACUCACUACUAGGCUCCUUUUCUCGCUUCUCCUCCUCAUCCUCCUAUGGUCGCCCAUCCUCAUCCCCCUCCUCCCCUCACUCAUCACCACACUCACCUCCGCCUCGGGCGAUCCCGCGGCGCCACCUGUCGUCACCACAGCCCUGCUGGCUGUGGGUCUCUACAUAGCCCUGCUGCUGCUGGUGCGCAUCUGGGGCAGGACGGUGAGGAGAUUUGAGCACCCAAUUGAGCAGUAUGGAUUUCGAGUGUUCGAGUCAACGCAGGAGGUGGCAUGGUUGGCACAGGGUCUACUGCUGGGAUUAUCCCUGCUGCUGCUGCUACACGCCUUACAGCUACAUCUGCGCCUCACCUCCCUCAACCUCCCCUUCGACACCCGCCCAUCCUUCCACCUCUCAUCCUUCCACCUCCCAUCCUUCCACCUCCCAACCCUUCACCUCCCAACUUUCCACUUCCCGACCUAUCACCACCUUCCCACCCUCCAUAUCCUUUCCUCUGCCUUCCACUCGCUCCUGCUGCUCCUGCACCUAGCUACCUCCUCCCUGCCUCACUGGAUACCCCUACAUUUCCCUGCUCCCUCACCCCUCUCAAUUGCUCAAGCCCUACAAGCCCCAAUCCUCACUGCUUCUGGUGCUUCUGCUGCUGCGACUGCUGCGGCUGCCACCCCCGCUGUCACGCCUACCCUCCUAGUCUCUCUCCUCCCCUCUCUCCUCCCAUCCCUCCUCUCCGCCCUCCUCUCUCUCCUCUUAUCAGCCACUCGCAUCCUGCGCCUUGUAGUGGAGUCGCUACUAAUGGGUACGGCUGUAGCAGUGGUGGAGGAGCUGGUCUUCCGAGGCUGGCUGUUCGAAGAGGUUCGGCAGGACCGAGGCUUGGCGUUUGCUUCGGGGGUCACUGCGCUGCUGUUUGCUCUCGUGCACUGGUGA